Messenger RNA from Aedes aegypti (yellow fever mosquito), 3352 nucleotides. Its product is annotated as heat shock protein 70 A1-like. The transcript is spliced from 3 exons. Gene Ontology annotation, molecular function: ATP binding; heat shock protein binding; ATP hydrolysis activity. Gene Ontology annotation, biological process: cellular response to unfolded protein; protein refolding. Bases 1435 to 3351 code for a protein of 638 amino acids. Lineage: Eukaryota; Metazoa; Arthropoda; Insecta; Diptera; Culicidae. The record is from RefSeq and is a predicted model, not a curated record. Gene Ontology annotation, cellular component: cytoplasm.
UGAGUGUGCGUGUUGUUAUUGUCGUGCUCAUGCGCGCCAUCGUAAAGUUUGUUUUGAUUCAUCGUUCAGCUUCAUAUUUUGGAAAUAUGUAUCUCUCUAGUACUUUGCCAACGUGAACUGCUUCGAAGUGAUUCACCGAUGUAUUUUUAAUGGUUUGAUUAAUAUCGGUCGGUUAUAUCGGUUACCUUGAUAUCUUCCUUUUAAAAAUAAGGAAAUAGCUUCCAAAAAAUUUAUCAUAUCCACUCGCCCUAUUACCAAUGAUUAUUAACUCUUACAUUUUUUAGGUCUUCAGACGAAGAUUCAAUGGCAGUGAAACGUAUAAUUGUUGGAAGCAAAAUAUAAACGUAUGUUCUCGACUUUAUAACAAUUAUAUUAGACGAACGCCAACAAACUUAAAGAAUAUUUGGUUCAUUAUAUAGAGAACUACCAGGAGAUUGCUGCAAAAGGAAAAAUAAAAUUUGAUGCUACUCAAAUCUAGUAUGUUUAGGCCUGCCCAACCUUUUCGAACCGCGGUCCAAACCUCAGAAACAUCAUUUGAUGGCGGGUCAAAUUGCUUGCAGUGCACAAGCAAAUCCAUUUUCAUAAAAUCUAACAAAAUACAGAAGCUUUUUUUUUAAAUGAUCCCACCGAGAACUUUUUGAGAAUACUCUGGAUUGAUACAUCUAGCCUAGCUUUUUGAUGGAAUUCGAGAUUUUAUAAGACACCUUCUCAUAUAUUUUUUGCAGAAAACCACAUAGUCCCCUGAGAGAGAAUCAUGGGCAAGUAUCUUUAGGAGAUUUUUUGUUCUAAAUCUAGCACUUAAUUCUAACAACUCUUAAGGAUUGCAGGCUAUUUUCCAGUAGGAACAUAUUGCCAACGAAAAUAAGAAGUUAACGCUAAUAACUUUGGGUAAAUUCUUCUGGAUGCGUCUCUCCCUCAAAACAUUCAUCGAUAGCAGCAACAAACAAAAUAAACGUUCUCCCUAUUUUCAAACGUCGAGACCAUUCUCGCCCUUUCUGUAGCUAUUUGUAUUCAUUCAACCAGUUCAAUGAAAGAACCACUGUAUUUGCCCCUAUCUCGAAGCAUUACCCACUCACACAAAGCAAUGAAAUAUGCGACAUAAAACCGAACGAACGACAGGCAGUCAGGCAGCAGAGACACCGAGAGCGGUCGAGUAGCUCAUCGAAACUGCUCGAUCCUUCAUGGAAAGCGCUCGAACUUUCUAGAUCUGCUCGCUUCCACUAUAUAAGCGCCCGGUUCGAGCAGCUCUCGUCAUAACAGUUCAAGCAAGAGAACGAAUCACAAGCAAGAGCAAUAAAGCGCCAAAACGCAAAUCUACGCAAGUGAAAAGCAAAUUUCAACGUGAAACAAGUUAAAACAGUGAAAUAAGUAAAUACAGUGAAAAAGUGUAUUAUUUCGAAUCAAAAAGUGUUAAACAUCAGUACGAAAGCAAAAAUGUCUGCAAUCGGAAUCGAUUUGGGAACGACCUACUCCUGUGUGGGAGUGUUCCAACACGGCAAAGUGGAAAUCAUCGCCAACGACCAGGGAAAUCGAACAACCCCCAGCUAUGUGUCAUUCUCUGACACGGAGCGGCUGAUUGGCGAUGCCGCCAAGAACCAGGUGGCCCUCAAUCCGCAGAACACCGUUUUUGACGCCAAACGAUUGAUUGGACGACGGUUCGACGAUCCAAAAAUCCAGGCCGAUAUCAAACACUGGCCCUUCAAGGUGUUCAACGAUGCUGGCAAACCGAAGAUCGAAGUCGAAUUCAAGGGAGAGAAGAAACGAUUCGCUCCGGAAGAAAUCAGCUCCAUGGUUCUGGUUAAGAUGAGAGAAACCGCUGAGGCCUAUUUGGGAAAAAAUGUUAAGAAUGCAGUCAUCACAGUUCCAGCAUAUUUCAACGAUUCCCAGCGACAGGCCACAAAAGACGCCGGAGCCAUUGCAGGACUCAAUGUGAUGCGAAUCAUCAAUGAACCGACGGCAGCUGCAUUGGCCUACGGUCUGGACAAGAAUCUCAAAGGCGAACGAAACGUCCUGAUCUUCGAUUUGGGUGGUGGCACAUUCGACGUGUCCAUUCUGACCAUCGACGAAGGAUCAUUGUUUGAGGUAAGAGCCACAGCAGGCGACACUCAUCUGGGAGGAGAGGACUUCGACAAUCGCAUGGUGUCACACUUCGUUGAAGAAUUCAAGCGCAAGUUCAAGAAAGACAUCUCAAACAAUCCUCGUGCUCUGCGACGAUUGAGAACGGCAUGUGAACGAGCGAAGCGCACAUUGUCAUCCAGUACUGAAGCUACGAUUGAAAUCGAUGCCCUGAUCGAUGGCAUCGACUACUAUACGAAAAUCUCCCGGGCUCGAUUUGAGGAACUGUGCUCGGAUCUGUUCCGUUCCACACUUCAACCAGUUGAGAAGGCUCUGUCUGACGCCAAAAUGGACAAGCGCUCAAUCCACGACAUCGUUCUGGUUGGAGGAUCAACUCGCAUUCCAAAAGUACAAAAUCUGCUGCAGAACUUCUUCUGUGGCAAAUCGCUGAAUCUAUCAAUCAACCCGGAUGAAGCUGUGGCGUACGGUGCGGCAGUUCAAGCAGCUAUCCUCAGUGGAGACAAGGACGAGAAGAUCCAAGAUGUGCUGUUAGUUGAUGUGGCUCCACUCUCACUGGGCAUCGAGACAGCUGGAGGAGUCAUGACCAAACUGAUUGAGCGCAACAGCCGAAUCCCAUGCAAGCAGACUCAGAUAUUCUCGACCUAUGCAGAUAAUCAGCCAGGAGUAUCGAUCCAGGUGUUCGAAGGAGAACGAGCAAUGACCAGAGACAACAACCGUCUGGGACAGUUCGACCUAUCAGGCAUUCCGCCUGCUCCAAGAGGUGUUCCUCAGAUUGAGGUCACAUUCGAUAUGGACGCCAACGGUAUUCUGAAUGUAUCAGCCAAGGAGAAGAGUACCGGAAAGGAAAAGAACAUUACGAUCAAGAACGACAAGGGUCGACUUAGCCAGGCUGAUAUCGAUCGAAUGGUGUCCGACGCAGAAAAGUACCGCGAAGAAGACGAAAAGCAACGCGAACGUGUCUCUGCCCGCAACCAGCUAGAAGGUUACUGCUUCCAGUUGAAGCAAUCCCUCGAAUCGGCCGGAGAUAAGCUGAGCGAGUCGGACAAGAACACCGUGAAGGACAAAUGCGACGAAACGCUCCGAUGGUUGGACGGAAAUACAAUGGCCGAGAAGGACGAGUUCGAACAUAAGAUGCAGGAGCUGAGUCGGGUCUGUAGUCCGAUUAUGACUCGGUUGCAUCAGGGUGGAGCGGCCGGAGCGGGAGCCUCUAGCUGUGGCCAACAGGCAGGAGGAUUCGGCGGCCGAACGGGACCAACCGUUGAGGAAGUUGACUAAA